AUGAUGUUUCUGUAUGAAAUUACCAUACAUCUGCUAUUCUCGCAAGUUUUGACGGCGAAGUCACUUGACACAGGACCCCAAACGCGUCGUAUUCUGCCUGCCGAUUCUUAUCAACUAUUGGGAACACCGGGCUUUCGUCAGCAGGGACAGUGCAACAUCACCUUCGCCUGGCUGAUUCCACCGCCUGUCUCCAGCCUGGACGCCUACGGUCAUGCGCUUGCUUGUACUCGGCUGCAACUACGUGACGGCCGUGUUGUCCACAGUACAUCGAAUUUGGAAACUGACACCCAGUCAAGAAGCAAUCGACCGGAAAAUGAGCUGAAACAUAUCAACAAGGACUUGGCAGCGACAAUGGCAGAUCUGGGUCAGCUGGAUGCUCUUAUGCGAGCAGACCAAGGGGCCUCAGCACUCCCCUUGUCCAGUCCAGGUAAUCAACUGACGGACGGAAGUCGGUACUUUUAUCUGGCCGACCGAAUCGGAAAUCUUAAUAUUCUAGUUUUACUGCGACCAGGACAACAAAUAAAACUGGAACUAAUUGACCCCAUUUCACCCGAUCAUGUAUUCACUCCACAACAUGUACUAUGUUCUCGUAAACAGUGUCCCAUAACUGAUGACAAGCCGCCGACUGAGGGCACCUGGAACAAGUUAUCUAACAGCAAUAAGCUACUAUCUGCUGCGUUAUUGAAAGUUGAAAAACAGAAUCGCGAUCUGUACAUUCAACUCAUCAUCUCACGUGUUGCGUGUGCGCUCGUCAGCCUUUUGUGCAUCAUUUUCAUCGUCACUACCUUAGCGCUAUGUCUUCGGUUACGCAGAUCUUCAGUGUGCUACAGAGACAAAUCUACUCCAUGCGAAUUUGGCGCUUACCGAGAGCAGCACCCUUCCCCAUCUUAUUUUCAACCAAACGGUAACUUGACUCUAGGCCAACCGUCACCGGUGUUUCUGACUGACGCAUCACCAAGACACGCUGGAUUAAAUCAACUGCCCAGCGAAACCGGUAGUGUGAGCAAUAUUGUGAUGAAUACAAGCAACAUCAGCGAGUAUGCAGGACUGCCUAUUACGUACGCGGCACUCGGCUCACAGUAUGGGGCUCUGACAGCCUACCCCGUGUCCGCGGGACGUACGGCAACAUGCAACGAUCGGUCCGGAGUGGUAACAUUUGUCCCCAUGACCUCUCGAGGAAUACUCCUCCCUUAUCAAACAGGGUCAACCAGCCCUGCUCCUUCGCAUCACUCACUGAACGAGACCAAAUCUGGCGUGACGCGGACCGAUUCUUUGGGUCGCUAUUCGGCUUCAAGCAUGUGCUAUACGGACAACGGGCGCCGUAGGCUGCUGCAAAUGAGCAAGCCCUUUGGGGUGGUGAAAUGCCCGAACGAAACCGUCCGAAAAUCGCAACUCGUGAACGCCAUAUUAAGCCAGCAAACUUCCGAGCGGAGCUCUGAUUUGAACUCAGAUGAGAUAGAUGGAAAGAUACACAGCGGCCGAGUGGCAAGCAAUUUGGGCUCCUUUCACCUACACAAUUCUACUAAACCCCAUGUUGUUCACCGUUAUCUAAGCGAUCCCCAGCCGGCAUAUACUGCGUUACCAACAACACGCAGACCUAUUAGCGAUGAUCCAGGGAAUUCCAUAGCAAGUCGCUCAAAUCAUAUUCAAGAACCAUGUGUGGGACUUACGAAGAAACCUGCUUUGGUUACAUAA
Messenger RNA from Dicrocoelium dendriticum, 1695 nucleotides. Lineage: Eukaryota; Metazoa; Platyhelminthes; Trematoda; Plagiorchiida; Dicrocoeliidae. The record is from the annotation of a GenBank genome assembly.